ACUGUCACUCUCUGACAAUUGCCAAUAACUUAUUUACACUUCAUUAAUAACAACUUUAGCCCAAAAUAAAAAAUAUGCCCAAUGUCAGUGAUGUGACUUAUUAAUUUAGUAAAAAAUAAAAAAUGUUAAAUGUAAAAACGAGCAUAAUUAGAGAGCACUUUGCCAAAUGACACUUGAAAUGCAAUCGAGUGGGGAAGUUGGGGGAGAUGAAGACAUUGCCAGUGAGCGAACAAUCAGCGACAGUGUUGCAGUUAUUUAUGAGCGCAAUAAAUUUAUUUACGGGGGGAAACGCGUCGCUUUUCUUUGCCCAAUGUUGCCGCAUCAUCAGCGCCAUAAAAUGGGUUCGCUGCCACGAUGGGGCAUGUUGCUGCUGUUGCUGAGCUGCUGCUGCUGUUGCCUGAUGACGCCGGCUGAGGCACGUUCCAGGGACAAGGAGGAGCGUCGCAGUCGUGGACGUGGCAACAAUGGAGGCGCCACCGCCUCUGCCUCGGCCUCAGCAGCCGCUGCAGUGACCAGCAAUAGUAAUGGUGGUGGCUACUACACCAGCUCCUCGGCAUAUGGCACCUCAACGGGAACAGGCAGCACUGGCUACAAUGGACCCAUCGACAGUACCGGUUUCUGCAUGCGUCGGCGCGAGAUGAAAUUGAUGUGUUAUUGUACACCGGAUGAAAAUCAUAUGCCCGUGCAGAAGGCCGAGUGCUGGGUGUUCUCGGAGGGAUUGCAUCAGAACGACACCACCUGGACUCGUUUCUAUCAGCAGAAGCGGUUGCGUGAACUCAAAUUUGUCAUCCAGAACAAUGCCCGCUUGGAUUAUAUACCCACCAUGAUCAUAGAGCCAUUGAAGAAUCUGAGCAUCAUUGUCAUCGAAUAUUCACAGGUGGAGAUCGUCAAGAGUUAUGCCUUUGCCAAUCUACCCUUUCUCGAGCGGAUCAUAUUGAAUAACAAUCAUAUUAUGGCCCUGGAUCAGGAUGCAUUUGCCAAUCAUAUUCGUUUGCGUGAAUUGAACUUGGAGCAUAAUCAAAUCUUUGAAAUGGAUCGCUAUGCAUUUAGAAAUUUGCCACUCUGCGAAAGGCUCUUCUUAAAUAAUAAUAAUAUUAGCACUCUGCACGAGGGUCUCUUUGCGGACAUGGCACGUUUGACCUAUCUGAAUUUGGCCCACAACCAGAUUAAUGUGCUGACCAGUGAAAUCUUUCGUGGAUUGGGCAAUCUGAAUUUGCUGAAGUUAACGCGCAACAAUCUCAAUUUUAUUGGGGACACCGUCUUUGCCGAGCUGUGGAGUCUGUCUGAGUUGGAACUCGAUGAUAAUCGCAUUGAGCGCAUUUCGGAGCGGGCCUUGGAUGGUUUGAACAAUUUGAAAACGUUGAAUUUGCGCAAUAAUUUGCUAAAGAAAAUCGACAAUGGACUGCUGCGUGGCACGCCGGCGCUGCUGUCAAUCAAUGUGCAGGCAAACAAAUUGGAAACACUGACCUUCUACACAUUCCAGCCAAUUAUGGACAAUUUGGUCAACAGCACCAGUGAGCUGUUGGUGUCAGACAACAAAUUCAUUUGCGACUGUCGUCUACAAUGGAUCUUUGAAUUGAAAAAUCGCACACGUCAUUUGCAACUGCGGGAUUCGUUGGAGGAUUUCAUUUGCACACUGCACGAACCAAAAUUGUCACAUUUCAUCGAUCCGGUUCCAUCGCACAUCCUGGACAUACUGAACAUUGGUGGCUUCACGGCGAUUGGCAGCAAUAGCGCCAGCAUGGGCGGCAUUGGCAACAGCGUCAACUAUGCCAAUCUCGAUGAACUGGGCAGCAGCAUCAAGAAACAUUCGAGCAAAUCUCGCCAGGCACUGCGGGGUCAACGUCAGUUCACCGAGCAUAAUGUUGUGGAGUCGAAGCUGCGAGAGCGUCGAGAGGCGCUGGGUGUGGCAGCAGUUGCGGGACAGAACCAGAAACGCUAUGAUUACUAUGAUGAGACAACGGGUGGUGGCGGUGGACAUGUGGCUGGACUGGGUCUGGGUUUGGGUCUGGACAUGGACGAUAAUCUUAAUCUACACAAGCAGAGCUCGUACUCCAGUUCGAGUGGUGCUCCGCUGGCUCGUAAUGAUGUCGAUGUGGAUGUGCAUCUGUCAGCCGGUGGUGAUUCACUGGAUGCCACUAAGAACUCGAUUAAUGCGCGACUCUUCAUACUCAAGCCGGAGAUGUUGCCGUGCCACGAUGAGCUGAGCGAUCCCACCGAGCUGCCCCUCUCCCGUGAUCUGAUGGAUGUGCGCAGCAAUGUGGGUCAGGAUCUGCUCAUCAAUGGUGCAGCCGGUGGUGCCUCCAAUCGACAACAGACACUGCUCAGUCUGGUGGCACUCGGCUCGUUGCUGUUGCUCCUAUUGCGUCAGGGUUGAGCAGGUUGCUGGUUGCUCCUCCUCCACCGCCUCCUCAGCCUCCUCCUCCUUCUACAUUUGGUGUAUAUAUUCCACAGCAUUAUUCAUAAUAAUCUUUUUGGUUGUUCUACUACAGCUAAACUAAAGACGCCUCUAAAAUAUAGCUCCUAAGUCAAAAGCAAACUUUCUUUGGGCAACGAGCUUCAACAAAAAUAAGAAAAAAGAUAAAAAAGAAAAAAUGAGAAGAUAAAAGCU
Drosophila grimshawi is the source of this 2611-nucleotide messenger RNA. RefSeq names its product connectin (gene Con). The record is from RefSeq and is a predicted model, not a curated record. Gene Ontology annotation, molecular function: protein binding. The coding region runs from base 167 to 2377 and encodes 736 amino acids. Lineage: Eukaryota; Metazoa; Arthropoda; Insecta; Diptera; Drosophilidae. The transcript has 4 exons.